AUCUUAUUUAGGGUCGACGGGAUUCGCCAUCUGUUUUCAAAUUUCAUUCCUCCAUGAACUUUAUUUUCCCCCGACUUUGGACAAAAUUAUAACCUGAUCGAUCCGCUUUCUGGCCACCACCCGUCUACAUAUAUUUUCCUUGUGCGGUCUCUUCCCAGUGCAGGUCAAUUUUCUGUCUCAAAUCCACAGGAACACGUGCAGAACGCAGCCUGCAGCUGAUUCCAACUUAAAUGCGGUGCGGCUGAUGUGAGGUGGAGGCUCGGGCUCAGCGCCGUCUCUUUUCCUCCCCCCUCUCCCUGCGCUCUCAUCCCUCCCUGCUCCUGGAUCUCUCCCCCUCGCGCUCACCACGCGCACACCUGCCCGUUUCUCUUUUUAGGCUUUGGUGUCCCCGCUCGUGUAAACCACUCAGUACCGGUUUCGGACCGUGGCACUGGAAUCCCCUUAUUUUCCUGACAACUUUUUUGUGUUGCUCCGCGGACAACUUUUCUCUCGCUGUUGCCGCGCGCGCCGUUUCCACUAUCUUUCUCAUCUAAAUUUUUUUCUCACCCCUUCCGGGCGGCAUUCCCUCGCACCGCCGCUGACAGGUGACGCUAUCGUAACAAUGCACCAAUGCACUUAAACGCAGAAGGAAGGAUGCGCCGUCCGCUCAGUUAAAUCGCCCUGAUUACGAUCAGUGCCUCGCGCGCGUCGACAGGAUUCCCAACACUCCGGGAGGGAGCUGCUGGUCAAGUCAAUGAAGGCGCCUCGGUGAAGUGACGCCUUUUUCCAGUGCCACGUCAGCACUUCCCCCUCGCCGCCUCCUUCUCGGGUCGGAACGAGCGUGACGGACUCCAAAUCCCGUCCGAGAGACGUGAUCGGGCUUCGGCCUCAGGUGCAUCUCUGAGGCGGGGCGACGCGGAGGUCCAGGUGUUGUGGAGGCAUGGACUGUAACUGCGUCAGCGAUCUGCUGCUGCCCCCGGUGCCCGCGCUCUGGACGCCAGGGUUCGCCUUCCCCGACUGGGCCUACAAACCGGAGUCGAGCCCCGGGUCCAGACAGAUCCAGCUGUGGCACUUCAUCCUGGAGCUGCUGCAGAAGGAGGAGUACCAGGGGGUGAUCGCCUGGCAGGGCGACUACGGCGAGUUCGUCAUCAAGGACCCGGACGAGGUGGCCCGGCUGUGGGGGAUCAGGAAGUGCAAGCCUCACAUGAACUAUGACAAGCUGAGCAGGGCGCUGAGGUAUUAUUACAACAAGCGCAUUUUACACAAAACCAAAGGGAAGCGCUUCACCUACAAGUUUAACUUCAGUAAGGUGGUGCUGGUGAACUACCCCAUCCUGGACAUGGCCAACUCUCCCUUCUUCCUGGCCCAGAAUCACUUCAAUGGGGGCUCAACCGCACCGGACUGCAGCCCGGAGGCCAUACAGUCCCUGUUUCCCCGCUUGCCUGACUCUGGCCGAGGAGCUUCCCUGUUUGAUCGAGGGACCACUGCGGCGGGGCCCGAAGGAGACAAGCUGAGGCUGGACACAUUUCCUUUCCUCGGUUCAGGCGCCCCGUGCUACUCCAAACCUCCGUCCCUGCUGGGCCCGUACCCUCGCAACCCGCCCUUUGACUACCCCUGGGGCUUCAACCCCUACCUCCCAGGGGCCUUCUCUCUCAAUAACUGCCCCAAACUGCCCCCUGGCUCGCUCUACCCCUCCCAGUUCUACCCGAACCCUCUGCAGAGCAGCCUUUCUCAGCUGCCUCACCCCUUCUCCUCUCUGAUCCCCCCAGGGGACGCGGGUGGUGAGAGGGGUGCGGCCGGGCAAACUGCAGGGACAAACGGCACGGCGGGUGGCCAGCCUAGACUCUGUCUGCCCUCCUACCCAGGGAGUCUGUCCAUGGGUCGCACGGACAUUGGCAACGGGGCGGCGCUGGGGGAGAGGGAGAGGGUGGAGGUCAACCCUCCGGGCUCGGGGCUGGGGCUGGGGCUGGGACCUGUGGGCCUGGGAGCCGUGACUGGGACAGGCCAGCAGAGCCCCACGGAGCGGAGGGGAGGGGUGAAGCAGGACCCCGAGUCCGACUCGGACCUGGAGAUCACGGAUCUGAGCGACUGCAGCUCGGAGAACGAAAACGAGCACGAGUUCAGCAUCGGGAAGGAGUCCCGCCUGGCGAGCCGGUCGCAGGUUGUCCUGGACGGGAAGAAGGGCGGCGCGCUGCCGCCCAUCUCCUCUCUGCCGCCGCCCGCGUCCCCGCAUCCUCUGAAGACCCUGAUGCCCAUCACUCCUCCUCCCCCCUCCCUGCCUCCUUCACUCUCCCCCUCCAUGGCUCUGCAUGAAAGACACAGGGAGACAGAGACUCUCAAAAUGAUACACAGCUAAUACAUUCUCUCCUGCGACCACCAUUUUGCCAGUCUAUGCUCUGACAGCUCUCUUCUUCUCUCCUUUCAGAGACUCUUUUCUUCUUCAGUCGCUCUUGAAAGAUACUUUUUUUUCCCAGGAAAAGCAGUUCUGUUCUUUACUGUAGAGUUUUGUUUCCCUGUUUGCUGUGUACGUCUUUAACUGGGUACAGUUGCCCACCGCCUUGUCCACCCCCGACCCUAUGGCGCGUACAGUUUCAGGCUGCGGGUCCCACCACCCCAUCCCUUCUGUUUUGGUCUCUCACAGCGAAUCGCCACGUGCUUUGUGGAUUUGCUUUGCGCGCUGCCGGCAGCACUCCACAACCUGCUGUCCACCUCCGCUAUGAUAGAAGGCAGCGAGGUGGUAAAUUACAGCACAGCAACACAACUGCCUCGACCAACAUUAACAAACAACAUCCACGCACUAACAGGACAGAACAACAAGUAAUGCUUAGAUUGGUCCAAUUUUACAGAUUUGCCCUGUAAGUCUUGGGAGAGUUGAACUGCAGACUGUCGCUGUGACUCUUGGGUGGUCAAAUACUGCCACCUAGAGGCCGGUUGACUCUGUCUCUAAUGAACCGUCUCCGUCAUCCUGCGCCUGAAAUUGUUGUCUCUAAGGUUAUUUUGCACUUAGUUCUGUAGAUUAUUUUUUCUUGUGGUUUCCUUUAAAUUAUAAAAUCCAUAUUUAUUACAAUAUUUCCUGUAUUUAGUCCUGUGGUUCAAGUAUUUCCUUCACAUUUUUAAAGGACAGAUAAAGAGAGCGAAUGAAGCAAUCUAGAAAUUUGUAUGAUCAUUUCUGUGUAUAUAUUUUAAUAUGGUGUACAUUACGUUUAAUUAUUAUUCACUAUGAUAAGAUUUAGCUGUAUUGUUGUGAUUUAAUUCUGUAUUUAAACAUGUUGGAAAAAUUAUACGCUUAGGUGUAUCAAAGUUUAAAUUAUUAAUGGCAGAAGAUCUGCACUCUGAAGAUGUUUUUCUAUGAUGAGGACAGAGUUCACACUGGGAAUUAUCUCUGAUUUUCUCAGCCCCAGUUAAUUGUGCCCUUUGGUCAUUUUUUUUGCCAGAUACCCAACGUACAAACCCUUUGGGUUGGAAAAUAUGCUGGUAGACUAUUUUUAUAGUUAGCAUUCACCCUGUGUAACUGUUCUGUAAUUAGUCAAAUGUGAAUAAUAUCGGUCUUUGCAUUUUCUUUUUUAAAUCCUACCCCCAAAAUGUGUUUUGAUUAUUUUUCAAUCAAUGCAUUUUGUCCAUGCCAGCAGCAGGGCAAUUCUGUUUGCUUGAGGACAUUAAACACUGGAAAAAAUGAAUAAAUAAAACAGUCUUUGCUUUACCCAGAUCCAAUGACCAACUUCCUUUAUCUGUGCCAGUUUCUCAGCACAGAGUGAACACACAACCAUACUGUACAGCUUCAUAGUCUUUAUGGUUUGUCAAACAGUGGCGGUAUAAUGAUUAGUUGUGAAAGCUCUAUUGUAAAGUUAAUGUAAAGCUCUAUGUUUGUUGAGUUGCUACAGGAAAGGCCUCCAGUCACGUCCAUGUGAAGUACACCCACUAACGGCUGUAAAUACUGUUUCCUUUGUGUGUGUAUGUGUGUGUACACAUCCAAAAAUGACAGUGCAGUGGUUUUACCUGUCAUUGCUCUUUGUUUUACUGUAAAGAGGAAAAAUGGAAAGUACAAAAAAGAAGAAAAAUAUUAAUAUCCCCAAAAGCAAUAAACAUUAUUCUGGAUAGUGGACUGUUGUGGACUGU
Betta splendens (Siamese fighting fish) is the source of this 4095-nucleotide messenger RNA. RefSeq names its product Ets2 repressor factor like 1 (gene erfl1). Bases 920 to 2335 code for a protein of 471 amino acids. The transcript is spliced from 7 exons. Gene Ontology annotation, molecular function: sequence-specific DNA binding; DNA-binding transcription factor activity, RNA polymerase II-specific. Gene Ontology annotation, biological process: cell differentiation; regulation of transcription by RNA polymerase II. Lineage: Eukaryota; Metazoa; Chordata; Actinopteri; Anabantiformes; Osphronemidae. Gene Ontology annotation, cellular component: nucleus. The record is from RefSeq and is a predicted model, not a curated record.